Molecule: messenger RNA, 960 nt
Organism: Monoraphidium neglectum
Lineage: Eukaryota; Viridiplantae; Chlorophyta; Chlorophyceae; Sphaeropleales; Selenastraceae
Exons: 7
Coding region: 1-960 (319 amino acids)
Molecular function (GO): protein binding
Source: RefSeq, a predicted model, not a curated record
AUGGACAAGCUGGUUGACGCGGCUGUUGAGCUGGUGGAGGCCGGCAAGCUGGGGCAGGCGGUGCAGGUGCUGCAGCAGGGCAUCGACGUGCUGGGGGCAGCCUAUCCCGGCAGCCCUGAGCUGGGUGAGCUGCACAACCAGGCGGCGCUGCUGCUGUUCCUGGGGGGGCAGCCAGACCAGGCCGCGACACACGCACAGGCGGCCCUGGAGGUGACACAAGCGGUCUUCGGCGCCGCCCACCCCCUCACGGCGCACCGCCUGCUGCGCCUCGCCGCUGUGCGCGUGGGCCAGGGGCGCGGCGACGACGCUCGGCCGCUGCUGGCGGUUACGGCAGACAUGCUUGGGCCCUACCCCGAGGAUAUGGGCCUCCAUGAAGCCAAGUACUACCUGGGGCUGCUGCAGGCUGGUGCUGCAUCAAGCCCGUCGGACGUGGUUGCGGCCGACGACGCGCUGCUGGCGCCGCUCAAGGUCCUGGCGCCUGCCAUGGGCCCAGACAGCAUGAUCGUGCGGCUGGCUGUGGGGCAGCACAGCCGGCUGGUGGGCGCGGCGCUGGACAGCGGGCGGGGCGGGUUCGCCCUGGGGGAGGCGCUGUUUCAGCAGCACAUCCGCCUGCAGGAGGCCAUAGCCCCGGACUCCCCGGAGCUGGGCCUCACCCUGUACCAGCUGGCCGUGACGUACUACGCGCACGACAUGCUGCCGGAGGCGGGCACCGUGCUGCAGCGGGGCGCGGCGCUUGUGAGGCAGCACUACCCUGAGGGCCACGACCUGGUCCAGAUGUUCCUGCACCGCCUGGGCAUGAUCUGCGCAGCCGGCCGCGACCCCCGCGCCGCGCAGCAGCUGCUGUCCGCCAGCAAGGCCUACUACGCCUCGCAGGCGCAGGGCCAGGGCGGCCCCGGCCAGGCGGAGGGGGACCACCCCCUGGCGCACGAGGCGGACGCGGGGCUGGCCAUGGCCGCGUGA